This is a messenger RNA of Nomia melanderi (Alkali bee), 2245 nucleotides long. RefSeq names its product Branched chain keto acid dehydrogenase E1 subunit alpha (gene BckdhA). NCBI's taxonomy places the organism in Eukaryota, Metazoa, Arthropoda, Insecta, Hymenoptera, Halictidae. Gene Ontology annotation, biological process: branched-chain amino acid catabolic process. Gene Ontology annotation, cellular component: oxoglutarate dehydrogenase complex. Gene Ontology annotation, molecular function: oxidoreductase activity, acting on the aldehyde or oxo group of donors, disulfide as acceptor. The record is from RefSeq and is a predicted model, not a curated record.
AAAGCUUUUUUGCGAUAUGCUUUCUUGAUCUACAAUGAUGAAGAAAUUAUUUCAUGAUGCAAAUUAUGUUAAAUAUUUUUGAAAUAAUAUAUAAAUUUUAUUUUUAAAACUUUUAACACUUUUAUGUGAAAUUUUCAUACCUCCUGAGUUGUGGCUGAAUUUGUUGUGCCAAUAAAUUCGUAUAAAUCUCGAUCUAUCAAGUGAUCCAUUUUUUUCUGUGUUUAUAAAUCUGUCACGUAUAUACUUCAAAUAAUAAACACGUUUGAACAUUUGGCUUGGUUUCACAAGAGGUUAGGUACUUCUGUAUUCAUUAUUACGUUUAACUUGAUUUUAUUUCUAUAUUAUAUUAAUUCUUAUUUAGAAGGAAGUGAAACAGAAGAACAGCUACAAUUCUUCUAUUUAACUGAAUUAUGAAUUUAUUGUAAAAGAGUAAUAUAUCUAUUAACACAUUGACUACUACGAUGAUAACCGAUGAUCAACUUUAUCAAAUUUUAUUUAAAUCAUUACGAUGAAUUAAAUAUCAUUCAUUUUCUUGUAACUAAAUAACAGUAUAAAGAAGAAAGUCUGGCACAGAAUAAUUCAUAAUUUUUAAGAAUAUUUAUCUUUCCUACGAAUAAAUAUGUUUAUUGGCGGGAAAGUAAAUUACAUGUGUAAAUAUUUAUUAGGAGCCUUUGAUUACGUAUUAACAUAUUAUGCAUAUAUACAUAAUUAUGUACGUAUUUGUGCACGUUCAAUGUUUAGAAGUGUUACAUAAACGUUACAAAGUGGAAAUAGAAAAAAAGAAUUACCAGUAAUCUUGAUUCUACAAAAAAUUGAAUAACAUCGGAAAAAUGUUUAGUAAUGUAAUGAUUGAUAAAGUUUUGCCAAGAUUUGUAAGACAAACUCGCUUUAAACAUAUUUUGCAACAGACAAAACCGUGGUGUAAUAAUGUAAACACUAAAAUUGAGAUCAGUACCAUGACUGAUAUGAAGGAACCUUCCUUCAUGGGAUUACAAAUGAAUUUUACAGAUAAACUUCAAUUUUUUAAUAAAGAAAAUUACAAUGCUUUACCUAUAUUUAGAAUUUUAAAUUCAUCUAAACAAAUUCAAUUACCUAAGGAGUAUGAGGUAAAUGAGCAAACAUUGACUAAAAUGUAUAAUACGAUGCUUACUUUAAGUAUAAUGGACAAAAUUCUGUAUGAAUCUCAAAGGCAAGGACGUAUAUCAUUUUAUAUGACUAGUACUGGUGAAGAAGCACUUCAAAUUGGUUCUGCUGCUGCUCUUACUUUAGAAGAUAUUGUAUAUGCACAAUACCGUGAAGCUGGUGUUUUAUUGUGGCGUGGUUAUUCUCUUAUGGAUGUUAUGAAUCAGUGUUAUGGUAAUCACAAAGAUCCUGGAAAGGGAAAACAAAUGUCUGUUCAUUAUGGAUCAAAAAAAUUGAACUUUGUCACUAUUUCUUCACCCCUGACAACACAAUUGCCUCAAGCUGUAGGUACAGCUUAUGCUCUUAAACAGUCUAAGACUAAAAGUUGCGUAGCAUGUUACUUUGGUGAAGGAGCAGCCAGUGAAGGAGAUGCUCAUGCAGCCUUUAAUUUUGCAGCAACCUUGGAAUGUCCAGUUAUUUUCAUAUGUCGAAAUAAUGGUUAUGCCAUUUCAACUCCUACUCUGGAACAAUUUAAAGGUGAUGGGAUUGCAGCAAGAGGUCCAGCUUAUGGGAUUCACUCAAUUCGCGUAGACGGCAAUGAUACUCUUGCUAUGUACAAUGUAAUGAAAGCUGCUCGUCAAUUUUGUAUCGAGGAAGGAAAACCUGUUUUAAUCGAAGCUAUGACCUAUCGAGUAGGUCAUCACAGUACAUCUGAUGAUAGUACCAGAUAUCGUUCGGAUGACGAAGUAGCUCAGUGGAAUUGCAGUUUACCGAUAGGAAAAUUCCGCAACUAUUUAGAAUCCAUAAACCUUUGGUGUGAAAAACAAGAACAAGAGUCACACGACUCCAUAAAGAAGUCUAUUUUGCAUGCAUUUACAUGUGCAGAAAAGGAACUGAAACCUUGUUGGAAAGAAUUAUUCACAGAUGUAUACCACACAAUGCCAAAACACAUUAAAAAACAAUUAAGUUCCAUGGAAGACCAUGUUAAUGAGUUUCAUGAAUAUUAUCCAUUAGAGUCUUUUAAAUCAACCUAACAAGGUAAAAUAAUGGUAACGAUUGAAUUAUAUACAUUCCUCAUUUGGUACUAAAAAUUUUAUAUUUCUUCUAUUAAUAGAUAAUAAAA